Molecule: messenger RNA, 1488 nt
Organism: Rotaria sordida
Lineage: Eukaryota; Metazoa; Rotifera; Eurotatoria; Philodinida; Philodinidae
Source: the annotation of a GenBank genome assembly
AUGUCUGCCAAUGAUAUACAAAAUACUACUCACAGAUUUUCUGAUGCAGCUGGAGAACCAUGUGUCAUGUUAACACCAAUUGAAGGUUUUAAUAAAAAACCAUUAGUUACACUUGAAGAAGCUACUGAACCAUUGAAGAACAUUGUUCCUUGUAUUAGCACACAUGCACAUACAGCUAAAGAACGUGCAAAAAAUCCAGCAGAUGAUCUUUCAGUUGAUGAAUCAGCUUCAAUUGCAUUGUAUACAAUGGAAUGGGAACCACAUACAAAUUCACUUUAUUUUAUUCUUAAUUCUACAUUACGUAAUGAAGAUCGAAACAAGUUGAAACCAUGGUUUCUUUAUCUUAAACUUAUCAUUACUGCAUUAUCUCGUCUUCCAUCAUUAAAUCUAUCUAUUUAUCGUGGAGUUAAAGGAAUGGUUGCUAGUGAACAUGAAAAAUAUAAAAUAGGAAGUAAACUCGUUUGGUGGGGUUUUUCAUCAUGUUCAGCAAUUCGUGAUAUUUCUGAAAAUGAUCAUUUUCUUGGACAAACUGGUGCAAGAACAUUAUUUGUUAUUGAUUGUAUUAAAGGAAAAAAUAUCCAAAACCAUUCACGUUUUAAAAAAGAAAAUGAAAUCUUACUUUUACCUGCUACUCAUGUUGAAGUUAUUAGUUAUGAACAACAACCAAAUAAUUUACAUGUUAUUCAUCUUCAAGAAAUUGAAUCAUCAGAUAUUCUUUUGGAAUCUGUAUCUGCAGAAAAAGAGAUUCAAGAUUUUAAAAAAAUGUCAAUACGAAAAAUUAAGCUACGAACACUAAUAAUGUCUUCCAUGAUAAUUGGCCAUUAUCGUAAUACCAAGCUUAAAGCAUAUAUGCAACAAUGCAAGUCUGAAUCUGAAGCACAUUUAAAUGGAAGACGUCUUUCCAACUCUGAGGUUGAAGUUGUUGUUCAAGAAUUAAUACAAGAGAAAAAAUGUCGAUCUUUAUUUUUAAGAGAUAGUCAUAUAACGUCUGAAGGAGCAUUGAUUAUUUCUGAAGCUCUACGUAAAAAUAAUACAUUAGAAGGAUUAUUUCUUGCUCAUAAUCAACUUGGUGAUGAUGGUACUAAAUAUCUUGCUGAAGCACUUGACGGUAAUAAGAAUUCAACUAUUAAACAACUAUCUCUCUGUGAUAAUGGUAUAACAGAUAAAGGUAUUGAAUAUUUAGCAAGAAUGUUGGAAUCAAAUGCAACAUUAACACAUUUAUGGUUAGCAUCAAAUAAAAUAAGUGAUCAAGGUUUAGAACUAUUAUCUGAAGUGCUUAUUAAUAAAAAUAACACUUUACAAGUACUUUCACUUGAAUGGAAUAAAUUUCAUAGUGCUACAAGUAUUACUAAUCUUGUUGGCUUACUUAAAAUAAAUAAAUCCUUAACAACACUUAAUUUAGAAAAUUGUAGAUUAUCUGCAUCUGGUGUCGAACAGUUGAAAAUUUUAGCAAGAAGAAAGAAAAACUUCGAAUUACUCAUACACUAA